This is a messenger RNA of Entelurus aequoreus (snake pipefish), 4017 nucleotides long. It is a transcript of the gene rpp25a, whose product is annotated as ribonuclease P and MRP subunit p25, a. Gene Ontology annotation, biological process: tRNA 5'-leader removal. Gene Ontology annotation, cellular component: ribonuclease MRP complex. The transcript has a single exon. NCBI's taxonomy places the organism in Eukaryota, Metazoa, Chordata, Actinopteri, Syngnathiformes, Syngnathidae. The record is from RefSeq and is a predicted model, not a curated record. Gene Ontology annotation, molecular function: RNA binding. Bases 2704 to 3291 code for a protein of 195 amino acids.
AUAAUAACAACAAAUAUUUACGUAUUUUGCUCAUUUUAAGCAUACACGGCGCAUUAAUUUAAAAAACGCAUCACGUUUGCUUUUUUUUUUCUUCAUCACUGAUUAUUACUCAAUGCAGCCUUUAUGAGAGCCAACAAACAUAUUAAAACAUCUCUUACUUUACAAGUUCUGCUGUCAUUAGGAUGCCGGCUGAUAGAAUCUUGUUAAACUGUAGUCCUGUUUAGAUGAAGAAUGACUCAUAUUCGUCGCGAAGAAAAGGGGGAUGGAACUAAGCGUCUUUUCGUGUCGCCAUUGUUGGAAUUGUCCUUUGUUGAAAAACAUCCUUGUCUUUCUACUAUCCAGGUGAGAGGCUUGAUUUAUGAUCUACAAUAACGAAGCUGGGAAAGAGCAGACCAUUCGAUGAUGUAAAAAUCGGCACACAAUCUUGUGAUCAUGUCACAGCUAUAAAUAGUUUGACUGCGUUAGCGUUUAUAAUAUCAAUAUUACUAAUACUUGGUUAAUAUUCAACAAUGGAGUAUUGUUGGCGGUUUUUCAAUGGUUAUUUAUCGAAUUCUAUGGGCAAAAUAGAGGAGCUCCCAUUCCAAUCAGCUAACUUUAUUUACGUUUAUUUACGAGUUAGAAUGCAUUAAAAAAAAGUCCAUCCGUCGUCACGUCUUUCAUUAUGAUUGUGCCUUAUUUUCAGCAGUAUUUUUUAUUUAUUCUUGAUUUCCAUGUUAUGUACUGUCUCACCAGAUUCACUUCCGUUGUCGUCACCUGGGCCCAACUUAGACUUAAAGUGGACUUAGAGUGUCUGUGGCUGAAGCUAGAUGUACUUGUUAUUUCCUAGUCAGCGCUCUUAUUUCAGUUCCACUUCCUGUCUGUCUCCCUGACGCUGAUUGGCAGCCUAGCCACACCUGGUCUCGGUAGAUAAUUCAUGCCUCCCUCACCCUCCAGUCAGGGCUCGAGGAUUGUUUAAUUCAUGUUUGCUUUGCUGCCCAUGCCGUGUAAUAAUGAAAAUACUUGUCUUACCUGCACGUUGUCUUGGGGUCACAAUUACAGCAGCCAUGCGCGUCCAUUUAAAGUAAUUCACUGUAAAAACGACUUGAUUUUACGAGAGAAAAAACGGGCAGGUCAGUCGCCAGAAUUUUACUGUAAAAAUAACAGUGAUAUUGUUUUUCAAUUUAUUUGGUGUAAACACUUUACAGUAAAAUUCUGCCAAUAGAGCUUUUUACCGUUAAAAUCUAUAUAUUAUAUUUACAUUGUAGGCAAGGCAAUUUGUAACUGUGACAAAAAUAAAAAGACCAAAAAUCCAAUGUCCACUGUAGAGGACCCUGGUUCUACUGCUGCGUUCCAUUCACCUUGGAAGUGGGAAGUCCGAGCCGGUAAUGACGUCACUGCCCAGUUGAGAGCGUUCCAGUUACAAAGUCGGAAAUCAAGAUCGCCACAUUCACUAAAGCUAUUUUUGCGUUUGUCUGAAUAUAAACAACUUAUAGUAAAAUAUGCACUCUUUCUGCAACUUUCAAACAAUCUGGAUGAAGAGAAAACACAGACUCUAUUGCUAGCAAUGUAGAACGUAUACAUCACAUGAAAUAAAUGUAGUUCAGUGAUGUUAUCAUGUAUAAACGUAAAACAAUGCAUAUGGCUGAUUUACUGCCACAAAAACUAAUCAGAAGUGCUACUAACGGAUAUUAUAGAAGCGGAUAUCAUUGUUUACAUCCAGAGCCGCCAUCUUUGAAACAAACUCGGGGGGUGGUCAGAAUGCUCCCACUUUCCGAUUAGGAACUCAAGAAUUCCGACUUCCCCGUACAAAUGGAUCACACCAUAAAAAAGACAACUGUAACAGGAAGAAGUCCGGUGACCCGAGUUUUCUAUAAAUGUUGCCCCCAAAACAAUACUGUAAAAAAUAAUAAUAGAAUCGACAUUGAAAAGCAUUCACAUGGCAAGAUUGAACCUUGGGUUUAAUUUGAGCAAAUAACUGAGUGUGUUUAUUGUCCGUGUCAGCAAACAAAGGAUGCAUUUGCUCCUGUGAGGCAGAAAGACAACAUUAUAACACUAUUGUGCUUCCAUAUGAGCCCCACGCACAGCUGCCUCCCCUUCUCCCGUCAGCAUUGUUGGCAUCUGCGGAGAAAUGUCCCAUUUUGUUUUACAGACAUUUAGCCAAAAAAGUCACCGCUUCGAGGGUUCAACGUUCUCAUUCAUUCACAUUGUGGAGCAGACAUUUUCUGGGUCAGCCCAGCAGGUGAUUGAUUAACUACAAGGUGGAUAAAUGGCUGCAUUAGCACAAAGGAAGACUCUUCUUCAAGACCACAUGGCUCCUUGUUUAUAGUGCAAAGGGUAUAUGCUACUAAAACCAUAUGGUCAUCAAGGAUGGGACCUGUAACAAUGGAAUCCAGUCAACUUUCGGGAUAAUAUCAAUGAAGAUUUGCUGCAAGGGCCUCAUUUAAUCACGUGUAUUAAUUCACGAUUCCUGAGGCUUCACGGUCUAAAUAAAGUUGGCUUUGUGCCUUUAAGAGCUCUGUGUGCAUGCCUCUCUCAGAGCCUCAUGUGUUGGCAUCAGCUGUCCUCACUGCUGAAUAAAGCAAGGACGCCGUUGACAUCAGAGGAGUUCGGUGAAGAAAUGGCCUUUUUCCUCCUUAGUUAUCUCAAAAUGACGGAAGACUGAGGAUCUCUCCAAAGAAAUAGACAUUAUCGCCUGGUUUCAGCAGUUUCGGACCCUUCUUGAACAUGACAGAACUACAGGAUCAGAUGAGGAGCACAUCUGUCAAUCCGAACAGCUCGAGGAGAGUGAGCCGCACAGAAGACCUCGGCCCCUGUCCCAUUCCCGGACUCGCCACAUCAGGCGUUCUCCACAUGAGAGUGAAAGAAGGAAGCAAGAUCCGCAAUUUGCUGCGCUUUGCCACGGCUCGCAUGCAAGGCGAAGGCAAAGACAGCCUCGGGACGUCGCCGAGACAGGUUGUCUUCACCGGCUCGGCCAGAGGGGUCACCAAGACCAUCACUUGUGCGGAGAUCUUCAAGCGUAAAGUGGGAGGACUCCACCAGGUGUCCAAGCUCUACUACAAGACAGUGAAUGAGGUUUGGGAAAACUCCCGACAUGGCGACGCAGGUGUGACCGUGCAGAGGACCGUCCCUGCCAUCUGUAUCCUGCUCUCCAAAGACCCUCUCAAUCCUCAGGAGCCUGGAUACCAACCUCCACAAACUCUUACCACAGAGGACAUGUGUGGGACAUGUGGCGUCAUGCACAACACGCCUCAUGGUCCACCCUCAGCCAAGAGACUCCGCAUGGAAGAAUGUGUAUGCUCCUUCACCUCCUAAACCAGGAAUAUUGUUUUGGGAGCCACAUUUCCAGAAAGCUAAAGACCGGGGGCCGGACUUCGCCCUUAACCAUUAGUUUUAUUUGGUAUAUCCCGCAUAGCAACGACUUCUACAGAAGAUAUUUGAUUUUGGUCUAUUUAUUGUGUCAGAGUUACAGGAGCGCUCUGCUGUUUUUAGGAAUCUUCUGCAAAAAUGUGGAUCUCUCGCCAGUUGAAUAGCUCAAAUUAGAACAUAAAAUGGACCCUUAAGGCAGUGAUUUUCAACCUUUUGUGAGCCAAGGCACAUUUUUUGCAUUGAAAAAAUCCUGAGGGACACCACCAGCAGAAAUCAUUAAAAAAAUUAAACUCAGUUGACAGUAAAAAUUCUUUGUCACAAUUGUUGGGUAUGACUUUAAACCAUAACCAAGCAUGCAUCAAUAUAACUCUUGUCUCAAAGUUGGUGUACUGUCACGCGAAGGAAAAGCUAAAAUACCACUUCCGGUUCUUUUUGUCAUCACACAGAUAACCAUGCAUUUUUGCAUUUAGGACAUACUUGCCAACCCUCCCGGUUUUACCGGGAGACUCCCGGUAUUCAGCGCCUCUCCUGAUAACCUCCCGGCAGAAAUUUUCUCCCGACAAACUCCCGGAAUUCAGCCGGAGCUGGAGGCCACGCCCCCUCCAGCUCAAUGCGGACCUGAGUGGGGACAGCCUGUUCUCACGUCCGCUUUCCCACAAUAUAAACAGCUUG